This is a messenger RNA of Saccostrea echinata, 439 nucleotides long. Its product is annotated as fibrinogen-like protein 1. The coding region runs from base 1 to 393 and encodes 130 amino acids. Lineage: Eukaryota; Metazoa; Mollusca; Bivalvia; Ostreida; Ostreidae. The transcript is spliced from 4 exons. The record is from RefSeq and is a predicted model, not a curated record.
AUGGAUGCAUAUGGAGGGGGCUGGACGGUCAUUCAGCACAGGAAUCGGGGAUAUUCAAGGAUAAAUUUCAAAACCACUUGGAGUGAAUACAAGCGAAGUUUUGGGGAUGUUCGAGGAAAUUAUUGGCUCGCUGAUGGUUACAGACUCUCCUUGGGGGAAAAAUCAGGAAGCAUUGGUGAUGCAUUCAGAUCAUGGCAUCCGGUCGUCAACUAUCCCUUUUACACAUUCGACCAUGACAACGAAAACGGAUGUGCUGCUCAGUGUAGAUCUGGAUGGUGGUACAAUCAUUGUACUCUUGUGCAUCUAAAUGCUCCUUUUUUGAAGGGCAUAGGGAUCAUGUAUGGGAUGGAACUAUUUCAGGAGGCAAUGAUCUUUUCCUUUCGGAGAUGUUGAUCAGAAGAAAGCAGCAAAAACUUCAAAUUCUUCAUUCGCGAAAACA